GUCAAAUAUGAGAAUACGUUUCAUAACUAUGGAUUGAUGCAGAAGUUGAGCAGAGCACAGAGAUGGAAGGCUAUAAAUAGGAGAGAAAAGGAUGGGGAGAGGCAUCAGAACAAAAACAAGAAGAUGACGAAGAUGAAUGCGAGAGUGGUAGCGGUGGUGAUGCUGAUGGAGGUGUUGUUCAUGGGGGCUGCCAUUGACGCCCUGAACGUGUGUGGUGUGUCGUCGACGGAUCUGCUUAAGUGCUUGCCGGCGGUGACACCUCCAUCGCCGUCGGAACCUUCGAAAGAGUGCUGCUCGGCGGUAGAUCUAGUAGACCUGAAGUGUCUCUGCGCUUUCAAGAGUUCCCCUCUGUUGCCUGCCCUGCAAAUCGAUCCCGAUCUCGCCCUUCAGCUUCCCGCCAAGUGCAAACUUGGCAAAACUGUCCCCUGUUAG
Messenger RNA from Vigna angularis (adzuki bean), 432 nucleotides. Its product is annotated as putative lipid-transfer protein DIR1. Bases 37 to 432 code for a protein of 131 amino acids. NCBI's taxonomy places the organism in Eukaryota, Viridiplantae, Streptophyta, Magnoliopsida, Fabales, Fabaceae. Gene Ontology annotation, molecular function: fatty acid binding. The transcript has a single exon. Gene Ontology annotation, biological process: systemic acquired resistance. The record is from RefSeq and is a predicted model, not a curated record.